Molecule: messenger RNA, 951 nt
Organism: Parnassius apollo (apollo)
Lineage: Eukaryota; Metazoa; Arthropoda; Insecta; Lepidoptera; Papilionidae
Source: the annotation of a GenBank genome assembly
UUGCGUGCCUGCGGUGCGGGCGUGCGGCCUUGCGCUGCGCCUGCGCCGCGCGGCGGCUGGCUUGCCAGCGACCUGGCCUUGUGCCGACCUGCGGCGUGCGCGGCGCCUUGCCUUGCGCCUGCUGCUGCCUUGCGCUGCCUUGCCUUCGCGGCGUGCUGUGCCUGCUGCCUUGCUGCCCUUCGCCUGCAACAGCUGGCGGCGGCGGCGCUGGCGGCGCGUGGCGGCGGCGGCGCCGCCGCCCUUGGCGCGGCGGCGCGCGGCGGCGGCGGCGGCGGCCCGGCGCGGCGGGGGGCGGGCGGCGGCGGCGGCGGCGGCUGGCCGGCGCGCGGCAAGCGGCGGCGCUGCGAAAAAACGGCGCGCGGCCGCCGCCGCCAGCCAGCUGGGCGCGGCGGCGGGCGGCGGCGGCAGCAGCUGGCCGCCGCACCGCAGCUGCCGGCGGCGGCUGCGCGCGUCUGCGCGGCCGCGCGGCGCGGUGGCGCGGCGCGUGGCGCGGCGGCGGCGCGCGGCGGCGGCGGCGGCGGCGGCGCGCCGCCGUCGCGGCCGCGGCGCGGCCUGCCGCCUGCCGCGGCCGCUGCCGCCGCGCCGCCGCGCGGCCGCGCCGCCUUGCGCCGCCCGCGCGCGGCGAGCGCGCGCGCGGCGCGCGCCGCGCGCGCCGCGCCGGCGCGCGGCGGCGGCCGCGGCGCGGCGGCGCGCGGCGGCGGCGGCGGCGCGGCGGCGGCGGCUGGCGGCGGCGGCGGCGGCGGCGGCGCGCGGCGGCGGCGGCGGCGCGGGCGGCGCGCGGCGGGCGGCGGCGGCGGCGGCGGCGGCGGCGGGCGGCGGCGGCGGCGGCGGCGGCGGCGGCGGCGGCGGCGGCGGCGCGGCGGCCGCGCGCGCGCGCGCGCACGCACGCACGCGGGCGGGGGGGGGGGGGGGGGGGGGAUGAAUUUGAGGAGUGUCAUAGAAGUGAAGUAA